Molecule: messenger RNA, 1088 nt
Organism: Xyrauchen texanus (razorback sucker)
Lineage: Eukaryota; Metazoa; Chordata; Actinopteri; Cypriniformes; Catostomidae
Product: peroxiredoxin-1-like
Exons: 6
Coding region: 143-736 (197 amino acids)
Biological process (GO): removal of superoxide radicals; leukocyte activation; hydrogen peroxide catabolic process
Cellular component (GO): cytosol
Molecular function (GO): thioredoxin peroxidase activity
Source: RefSeq, a predicted model, not a curated record
GAAGAAGAAGAAGAAGAAGAAGACGACAUCUGAUACGCCUCUCGUGACAGUCUUCCUGUGUUCGUGCAUCAAGAGACAGUGGAGUUUGCCUUCACCGUUAACGCCUCUUCAACACACAGAACCGUAUCAACCAGUCCUCAAGAUGUCUGCUGGAAACGCUAAGAUCGGCCACCUUGCCCCUAAUUUCAAGGCCACCGCUGUGGUAGAUGGACAGUUUAAAGACAUUCAGCUCUCUGACUACAGAGGGAAGUAUGUCAUAUUGUUCUUCUAUCCACUUGAUUUCACCUUUGUGUGUCCUACUGAGAUCAUCGCGUUCAGUGAACGGGCCGCAGAGUUUCGUAAAAUCGGCUGUGAGAUCAUCGCUGCCUCCACCGACUCGCAUUUCAGCCAUCUGGCAUGGAUCAACACACCCAGGAAGCAGGGUGGGCUGGGCUCCAUGAACAUCCCAUUGGUGGCUGACAUGACUAGGUCCAUCUCUGGGGACUACGGCGUUCUGAAAGAGGACGAGGGUAUUGCUUACAGAGGUCUGUUUGUGAUUGACGAAAAAGGCAUCUUAAGGCAGGUUACCAUCAACGACCUGCCUGUCGGACGCUCUGUCGAUGAGGCACUGAGGCUGGUGCAGGCCUUCCAGCACACUGACAAAUACGGAGAAGUUUGUCCUGCUGGAUGGAAACCAGGAAGUGACACUAUUGUCCCUGACGUGCAGAAGAGCAAGGAGUUCUUCUCCAAGCAGUAACAGUCCUGCCGAAUUUGCCCGCAUUUUACUCAUAUCAAGUGGAGUGGUAGAGCACUUACCUUUAGCCUGAGAGUUCUUGAAAUGUUGUUUUAGGCAACGUAACAAACAUUUUGCAGUAUAAAUUCACUUGUUAGACCUUGUGUAAUAUUUCCUUUGCAUUCUGCCUAAAUACGCUGCUCCAGACAGCAACACCCAUGCACUGACAUUUCUGUUGUUUUUCAAUUCUAGUGUGAUAAAUUGGUAUUGUUUGUUACACUGUGGAACAUUUAAGUUAGUCUUUUUUUUUUCAAAUUCUGGCUUCUGGUCAUUUUCAAUUUGUGUGUUUCAAAUAAACAGGACGUUACUUGCGUUA